This is a messenger RNA of Capronia coronata CBS 617.96, 1206 nucleotides long. Its product is annotated as chitinase. The transcript has a single exon. The record is from RefSeq and is a predicted model, not a curated record. Lineage: Eukaryota; Fungi; Ascomycota; Eurotiomycetes; Chaetothyriales; Herpotrichiellaceae. Gene Ontology annotation, biological process: carbohydrate metabolic process; chitin catabolic process. Bases 1 to 1206 code for a protein of 401 amino acids. Gene Ontology annotation, cellular component: extracellular region. Gene Ontology annotation, molecular function: chitinase activity; chitin binding.
AUGGGUGGCGGUCACGGUAUCCGCUCGGUAGUGUACUACGUCAACUGGGCGCCCUAUGGCCGCAAUCAUCAUCCGCAGGACCUGCCCGCGGAACAUCUCACCCACGUCCUCUAUGCCUUUGCCAACGUCAGGCCGGAAAGCGGUGAAGUCUAUCUGACCGACGCCUGGUCAGACACGGACAAGCACUACGAUGGCGACAGUUGGAACGACACGGGUACCAAUGUAUAUGGAUGUGUGAAACAGCUGUUUCUGCAGAAGAAGAGAAACCGCAAUCUCAAAGUCUUGCUGAGUAUCGGUGGCUGGACCUACUCUUCCAAUUUCGCCCAACCCGCCAGCACCGAAAGCGGACGGAGACGAUUUGCAGAAAGCGCCGUCAAGAUCGUGGAGGAUCUGGGAUUCGAUGGUCUCGACGUGGACUGGGAAUACCCGAAGAACCAGCACGAGGCUGAAGACUUUGUCAAACUCCUGGACGAGACCAGAAGGGCUCUGGACGAUGCUGCCGCUGCUACCGCUACCACGGAACAUCAACACCCUCGAUUCUACUUGACCGUUGCAUGUCCCGCUGGGCCGUCGAAUUUUGAGAAGUUGAAGAUCGCAGAGAUGGACCAUCUGCUGGAUUUCUGGAAUCUCAUGGCCUACGACUAUGCAGGGUCAUGGGACCAGCGGGCAGGUCAUCAGGCGAAUCUGUUCCCUUCGCGCUCCCAUCCCGAGACUACACCGUUCAACACGAUCGCCGCUGUCGAGCAUUAUACCCGGCAUGGAGUCCACCCAUCUAAAAUCGUUCUGGGAAUGCCCUUGUACGGUCGAGCGUUCACGUCUACCGAGGGACUGGGAUAUCCAUAUAACGGGGUCGGCGAGGGUAGUUGGGAGCAGGGGGUCUGGGACUACAAGGCUCUUCCCAAACCGGACAGUUCUGAGCACCAUGACCCUGAGAUCGGUGCGAGUUGGAGUUACACGCCGUCGACCAAGACGAUGAUCAGCUACGACACGCCUGCCGUGGUGGCCCAGAAGGCGGCCUUCGUCCGAGACUAUGGCCUCGGUGGAGGGAUGUGGUGGGAAUCGAGUGGAGAUAAACCUAUCGGUCAGGGUAGCCUUGUUGAGACGUUUGUGACACACAGCGGCGGCAAGGGUCGCUUGGAGGAAGUCGGGAAUUGUCUCGAUUACCCGGAGAGCAAAUAUGACAAUCUCCGGAACAAGUUUGAAUAG